AUGUCGAACUUGGCAAAGCUCGAAUUUGUUGCACUUGACAUCUCCGGAAAGAACUACCUUUCAUGGAUCAAUGAUGCUGAGGUUCAUCUUGAGGCUAUGAACCUAGGGGAAACCAUUAAGGAAGGCAAUGAGGCAUCCUCUGUGGAUCGAGCGAAAGCCAUGAUUUUUCUCAGACGCCACAUACAUGAAGGCUUGAAGUGUGAAUACCUUACUGUCAAGGAUCCGUUGGCCCUUUGGGGAAAUCUCAAGGAAAGAUAUGACCAUCAGAGGACAGUUAUUCUUCCUAAGGCUCGCCAUGAUUGGAUGCACUUGCGUCUACAAGAUUUCAAAUCAGUGGCUGACUAUAAUUCUGCUCUGUUCAGAAUUAGCUCUAAGUUACGACUUUGUGCAGAAAAUAUAACUGAUGCAGACCUAUUGGAGAAAACUUUCACCACAUUUCAUGCCUCCAAUGUGGUUUUGCAACAACAAUAUCGAGAACGAGGUUUCCAGAAGUAUUCAGACCUCAUAUCUUGUCUACUUCUAGCUGAACAGAAUAAUGAGCUUCUGAUGCAGAACCAUCAGUCCCGUCCAACUGGAUCUGCACCAUUCCAUGAAGUGAAUGCUGCCUUGGCACCAUCUCAUGAGGCAUAUGCUACCUCAUCACAUGGCGACCGUCGUCGAGGACGUGGUCGUGGUAGGGGUACCCGUAAUGGUCAAGUCCAAAAUAGUAAUAGCCACCGCUUGGGCCCAAGAAAUACCCAAGCAUCUCAUAACCACCAGAAGUGGAACAAACAAGACAAGGCAAAUGGCUCCCAACCUUCAGCUGACAGGGUGAUUGAGGAAGCAUGUCAUAGGUGUGGUACAAAUGGGCAUUGGGCACGUGUAUGCCGCACACCAAAACAUUUGGUUGAUCUUUACCAAGCCUCAAUCAAGGGCAAAGGAAAAAAGGUUGAGACAUAUUGGAUGGAUGCUGAUCCAACAGAGUUAGAACCAGUGGAUGCAACUCACCUUGAUGUCUCAGACUUCUUUGUUGAUACUGAUGGCAAAUCUUUUGAUCCUAUGAUUAGUGAUGGGAUACUCCCCAAUUAA
Prunus avium (sweet cherry) is the source of this 1068-nucleotide messenger RNA. RefSeq lists its product as uncharacterized. Gene Ontology annotation, molecular function: zinc ion binding; nucleic acid binding. The record is from RefSeq and is a predicted model, not a curated record. NCBI's taxonomy places the organism in Eukaryota, Viridiplantae, Streptophyta, Magnoliopsida, Rosales, Rosaceae.